UUGUCGGUCGGGUCGAAUUAGUCACCAACGAAUCCUUUGUUCGGCAAUUGGUUAAUUUCGGCACGGUUUCGUCGACGCAGGGAGAACUAGCCGAUUCGUUGGAUAUACGUGGUCGUCCUCGAGUUCGACAUUUUAAUUUGCUCGCCUUCGCCGAUUAA
This is a messenger RNA of Ambispora leptoticha, 158 nucleotides long. NCBI's taxonomy places the organism in Eukaryota, Fungi, Glomeromycota, Glomeromycetes, Archaeosporales, Ambisporaceae. The record is from the annotation of a GenBank genome assembly.